GGACCUCUGGAGCCGCACCCAGGCAGUGCAGCGUUGUUCCAGUUUGCACCAGGCGCGUAAAAGCGAGCCAGAGCCAAGAUGACUGUCCUCUCUAAGGAAUAUGGAUUUGUGCUCCUCACUGGUGCUGCCAGCUUUGUCAUGGUUCUCCACCUAGCCAUCAACGUGAGCAAAGCCCGCAAGAAGUACAAGGUGGAGUACCCGGUCAUGUACAGCACAGACCCUGAGAAUGGGCACAUCUUCAACUGCAUCCAGCGAGCCCACCAAAACACGUUGGAAGUGUAUCCUCCCUUCCUAUUUUUCCUAACUGUAGGAGGUGUUUACCACCCGCGCAUAGCUUCUGGCCUGGGCCUGGCCUGGAUUGUCGGGCGAGUUCUCUAUGCAUAUGGCUACUAUACAGGAGACCCUACCAAGCGGUCUCGAGGAUCCGUGGGGUCUAUUGCCCUCCUUGCUUUGAUGGGCACAACUGUGUGCUCCGCUUUCCAGCAUCUUGGCUGGGUUAAACCUGGCUUGGGCAGGGGACCCAAACCCUGCCACUGAGGAAUGGUAGGCCUUUCAACUCCCGUUCACUUUGAACGACUGACUCUCUUUCCAGUUCCACUGUUUUUUUUUUUUUUCUUUUUUUUUUUUUUUUUAAAUAUAAUAAAAACUUACCUGGCAUGAGCCUCAUACCUAAA
Phodopus roborovskii (desert hamster) is the source of this 674-nucleotide messenger RNA. It is a transcript of the gene Mgst3, whose product is annotated as microsomal glutathione S-transferase 3. Bases 79 to 537 code for a protein of 152 amino acids. Gene Ontology annotation, cellular component: membrane; endoplasmic reticulum; nuclear envelope. Gene Ontology annotation, molecular function: glutathione transferase activity; glutathione peroxidase activity. The transcript has 6 exons. The record is from RefSeq and is a predicted model, not a curated record. NCBI's taxonomy places the organism in Eukaryota, Metazoa, Chordata, Mammalia, Rodentia, Cricetidae.